Molecule: messenger RNA, 2875 nt
Organism: Athalia rosae (coleseed sawfly)
Lineage: Eukaryota; Metazoa; Arthropoda; Insecta; Hymenoptera; Athaliidae
Gene: yata
Product: N-terminal kinase-like protein
Exons: 12
Coding region: 442-2799 (785 amino acids)
Biological process (GO): protein phosphorylation
Molecular function (GO): protein kinase activity; ATP binding
Source: RefSeq, a predicted model, not a curated record
CCAGUCGUGGUCAUACAGUCGUCGUCGUCGUACCUUCUUCGUCGAAUACUCGCUGAGGUGAACGUACACCCCGGUACUGACGCGAUUCACUAGGUACACUUAUACCUUUUUAUACGUUGUGAUUGCAUCCACACACUGAGAAAAUACAAGCGAUUCAGGAGAACCUACUCGUGCUAACACAAACAAAACAUUUUUUGGUCCUAGACAUUCGUGGGCGACGUGAUAUCAAGAAACAAGUAGUGAACGUGCACUGUGACGUGGUCAAGUUCCUCCUCAAGUUCCUCAUAUUUUUUGGAGUACACACAAACGAAUAAACGUUGAUAAAAUAAGAAUUAGUGAAACUUCAUACCAAGUUUGAUAGGGCAGUGAUAAGAAUAGAUGAAUACCCCCUGGUUACAUAGUACGUACGUAGUAUAGGCCAUAGGCCUAUUUGUAAUAAAUAUGUGGUCAUUUUUCUCACGCGACCCAACUAAAGACUUUCCGUAUGAAAUUGGAGAACCUGUUGCUGGUUUGGAAGACAAGAGUUUGUGGACACUACACUGGGCAAAAAGAAAGGGUAGAACCACAGGAGAUGUAGCCGAUGUGUCUGUAUUUGUUUUUGAGUUGAAAACUAACGGAGAGGCACAGGCUGAAAUUGUCAGAGCUGCUGUGAAAAGACUCAAGACCCUUAGGCAUCCUAGCAUACUGACUUAUCUUGAUAGUCUUGAAACAGAUCAAAUGCUAUACCUGGCAACAGAGAGAGUGGAGCCUCUGCAUACUCGUCUUCGUAACAACAACAUCGUAGAUGAGAAGCAGAAAGAGUUCUACCUGUCAUGGGGAAUUUUUCAAAUCACGCGUGCCCUCAGUUUUCUCAAUAACGAUGGAAACUUAAGACACAACAACGUCAAUCUUUGGUCAGUUUUUGUUAAUGUGGAAAGCGGAGAAUGGAAACUGAGCGGUGUUGAGUACACCACAGCAGUCAAUGCUGUAUAUUCUCAGCUACCGCCAGCUUUACGAAUUUACCAACCUUUGGAAGCUAAAGAGAAUUCCAAGCCACCUACAAAAUGUUCAACAGAUGCGUGGGGUCUAGGCUGUCUUAUUUGGGAGGCAUUCAAUGGCCCACUAAAUAGCAGCAGCGAAUUAAAGACAAAAACAAAUCAGAUACCUAAACAUCUGGCUGCUGUCUUUCGAGAGCUUACCAGCAGUAAUCCAGAGGGACGACCAAAUCCAGCCGACGUCAUUGCACGUUGUAGGAGCAACGGUGGUUACUUUAAAAAUGAUUUGGUUGAUGCUUUACUAUUUCUCGAGGAAAUCCAAAUGAAGGAAAAAGGCGAGAAAGGCAGAUUUUUUUCUCAACUCGCUGGGCAGCUGGAGAAUUUUCCCGAUGGAGUUGGUAGGUACAAAAUUUUACCUCAGCUAUUGGCUGCUUUUGAAUUCGGGGAUGCUGGAAGUGCGGUACUACCGCCACUACUCCAACUUGGUCGUAAAUUGCCGGACGCCGAGUAUCAGCAACGCGUGGUUCCAUGUGUCGUGAAAUUGUUUGCCUCCAACGACCGAGCUACUCGCCUUAGACUGUUGCAGCAUCUCGAACGAUAUGUCAACAAUCUCCAGCCCUCCACCGUUAAUGAGGCAAUUUUUCCGCAGGUAGCCCGAGGCUUCCUCGACACAAACGUAGCCGUACGGGAAUACACAAUCAAGUCGGUAGUCCAUUUGGCACCCAAGCUCGACUACAAUAAUCUUAAUGUGGAGGUGUUGAGACACUUAGCCCGACUCCAAUCGAAGGAUGAACAAGGUCACAUUCGAACGAAUGCCACAGUAUGCCUAGGAAGAAUUGCACAGCAUUUACAUCCCCAAAUUAGACAAAAGGUUCUGAUCGGAGCGUUUGUUCGAGGCACCCGCGAUCCAUCCGCAUCCGCACGUAGCACGAGUAUAUUAGCUCUUGCUGCUACUCAACAAUAUUUUCUUUUACAAGAAGUUGCAAACCGAAUACUUCCGGCUCUAUGUCCUCUUGCUACGGACGUAGACAAAGGAGUGAGGGAAAAUGCCUUCCGAACGAUUCGGGGAUUCCUUUCCAAACUCGAGCGAGUGUCGGAGGACCCGGGGCUUCGCGAAUCAAUGGAGGCUGAUGUGAAUACGGCUACGCCGAGUCUGAGCAAUGCUGCGGCGACGUGGGCCGGAUGGGCUGUCACUGCUAUGACGGCCAAGUUCUAUCGAAGCCAGUCCGACACACCAAAAUCAUCAAACAGUCACGUUUCGAGAAUUCUACUGAGCAAACCAGCCUCUCUCGAGCAAGCUAGCAGUUCCCAAAGUAGUGCCAGUACGACGACGACAACGAGUAGCGCAACGAGCAUGACGUCGCUGGACCACGAUCAGGACCAAGAUGCCCAAAAUACGGCCAAUACUAAUUCCGACUACGAAUGGGAAUGCUGGGAAGCUGAUAACUGGGGUGAUAUGGAACAACAAUCUUCGGCGAACGUCAACUUCGGGACUCCUGUCACUAAGCCUUUCGGCACAACUUCAUCCUCUACUGCUGGUCCAAAGGGCAGCGAUCCACAAUGGGCAAGUCUGGAAGAAGAGCCGGAAGAAGAGAGUCAGCAAGCAUCAAAAAUUUCAGUGUACGAAGAAGGUGUACAAGAUGGGUGGGAGGAUUCGGAGUUUCAACCGCUCGAAGCCUUCGUCCCUCCGGAACAAUCGGAUGCUAAUAGCAAGCUUAAAGAAGCUAGAAGGAACCGGGAGGAACGGAAGUUGGCGCGUCAACGUCAAAUGGAAGCCAAGAGGGCGGCGAAGGCGCGAGAUACCGGUCCAGCUAAGAUGAUUUAAUUUCACGUACCGGAUUGCCAGGAAAUGGGAACAAUUGUAUCUCGAUCAUGAUAAUAAAAACCGCCAUAGAAAUGGA